This is a messenger RNA of Loxodonta africana (African savanna elephant), 3786 nucleotides long. RefSeq names its product C1q and TNF related 1 (gene C1QTNF1). The transcript is spliced from 4 exons. Gene Ontology annotation, molecular function: protein binding. The record is from RefSeq and is a predicted model, not a curated record. Bases 296 to 1201 code for a protein of 301 amino acids. Lineage: Eukaryota; Metazoa; Chordata; Mammalia; Proboscidea; Elephantidae.
UCCCGGCGGGGCUGCUGAGCAGACACGCGGCAAUGGCACGCAGACAAGGAGCCUAGGAGGUCAGGCUGGCAGUAAGAGAAAAGGGGUAAAGGUUCCAGGGAAGGUCCUCGCGCCCUGGCCCAGUGAACCCCCUUCCACAGGCAAGGUCCUACAGAAUUAUGGUCUUGGGCUCCCCUGUGACUGUGGGCAAGGCAGCUCUUCUAAACGCAGAUGCUGUCAGGAGUGAUUACACCUCCCCCAUUUCUGUGAAGAGUUCUUCUUGCUUCCCUCUUCUCUGGAAUUAAGGAAUCACACCAUGCCUGCCUCUGCACCUGGCCACGGUAGGAAGAUGGGUGCACUCGCUCUGGGACUCCAGCUGGGCUGCUGUCUGGUGCUGAUCUUCGCCUGUGCCCCAGUGCUGGGCCGCACACCCCGUGGCCAGCAGAACCAGCAGGAACACGAGGCGACUCCGGGAGAUAGCAAGGCUGAGGGGACCAAGGAGCCACCGCCACCACGGGGCCACCCUGAGAGGGCUGAAGAAGAACAUGAAAAAUACAGCCCCCGCCAGGCCGAGGAGCCACCAGCUUCCAGGUGCUUCCGCUGCUGUGACCCCAGUGCCCCCGUGUACCAGCCGAUCCCAGUGCCGCAGAUCAACAUCACAAUACUGAAAGGUGAGAAAGGCGAUCGAGGAGACCGAGGCCUCCAGGGGAAAUAUGGCAAAACCGGCUCAGUGGGCGCCCGGGGCCACAUGGGCCCCAAAGGGCAGAAAGGCUCGGUGGGGGCCCCCGGGGACCGCUGCAAGAACCACUAUGCGGCCUUCUCGGUGGGCCGGAAGAAACCACUGCACAGCAACGACUACUACCAAACGGUGGUCUUUGACACGGAGUUCGUGAACCUCUACGGCCACUUCAACAUGUUCACCGGCAAGUUCUACUGCUACGUGCCUGGCAUCUACUUCUUCAGCCUCAAUGUGCACACGUGGAACCAGAAGGAGACGUACCUGCACAUCAUGAGGAACGCAGAGGAGGCGGUCAUCCUGUACGCACAGGUGAGCGACCGUAGCAUCAUGCAAAGCCAGAGCCUCAUGCUGGAGCUGCGGGAGCAGGAUGAGGUCUGGGUGCGCCUCUUCAAGGGCGAGCGCGAGAACGCCAUCUUCAGCGACGAGUUCGACACCUACAUCACCUUCAGUGGCUACCUGGUCAAGCACGCCGCUGAGCCCUAGCCGGCUGUGGCCCCCGCUGCCUGCUGGAGCCGCCCUCCCGAGCUCCCACCCAUCCUGCCCCCCACCGGCACCGGCCAGUCCAGCACCUGUCCCCACCGUGGUGUCCCUGUCCCCGCUCUCUGGCUUUGGCAUUCAGCAAGAUGCCCUUCACGGGGAUGGGAAGCAGAAACUGCUGUGUGGUCCAGACCUUGCGACUCCGUGGAGCAUUGUCAAUGGAUGAGAUCAUGGGGCGGGGUGCCUGGGAGGACCAUGGGGACCUCCCGCUCCCCUCUGGGUUCAUAUCCUUAAGUGACCCACGCACCGUGGCAGGAUGCGGAAGCAAGUCCCAGAGCAAAGCUCUCACUCCUGUCCCUGGGUCGCUGGAAGUUGUUAAGCAAAUUCUAAAGGUUAUGAUGGGAGGGAGUGGAGUGGAGUGGAGGGAAAGCAGGCAUUAUUUUUGCCUUCCCGCCCAGCUCUCUGGGCUCCGAGGGAGCUGUUUCCAGUUGAGGUUGCGUGAGGCUCCUUUUAAUCUUAGUGGAAUCUUAGUGGAAGCCGUGGGUGACAGGGAAGGUGGUCAGGGCACAGGGACCCAGGAAUCCACAUCUGGUGUAAUUCCUUCAGGCCAUGUCUGAACCUUCUGGGGCAGCUGGACUAGUGCCGUGACCACUGCCAUCCCUGUGGCCUCACCCCAGAAGGUCUGCCUGAGUCACGACAGUGAGGGGGUUCAGGCUGGGGACACAGACAUCAGCUCCCAAGGGGGAUAGCCAAGACCCCUGCGGUUUACCCCGGGCUGGGAGAUGAGGCCCGCUCGCUCCAGCCAACAGGCUGUGGUGGCAGCUGGGGGUGCCAGGGGCCCCCCUACCUGCAGCUGCUUCUAAGGAACAAAACCAAACCAGUUGCUGUGGAGUUGAUUCCAACUCACGGUUAGCCCAUGUGUGUCAGAGUAGAACUGCACUCCACAGGGUGAACAACGGCUGUGACUUUUUGGCAGUAGGUUGCCAGGCCUUUCUUCUGUGGUGCCUCUCAGUCAGCAGCUGAGCGCCUAGCCAUUUGCACCACCCAGGAAGUCCCAUAAGAACCAAGACCAAAAGCCAGUUCUGACUCACGGAGACCCCAGGUGUGUCAGAGUAGAACCGUGCUCCGGAAUGUUUCCAAUAGCUGAUUUUCAGAAGCAGAUCACCAGGCCUUUCUUCCAAGCCACCCCUGAGUGGAUUUGAACUACCAAUCUUCCAGUUAGUAGCCGAGCACAUUAACUGCUUGUGCUACCCAGGGACCCCGUAAGGAGCAAGAGCCCUCACAAAGCAGAGGCAAGUUCAAGGCCAUCCUGGCACAGUUCUAAUCCACUCCUCAGCGCGGCCUCAGGCCCCAGUUAGGGUCUCCAUUCCUGCCCCCCUCCCACAUCAGCUUUCUGUUCCUCCCCCACAGGGGUCAGACAUGGAGGGCUCCAGGCUUCGGCUUUGUGGCAGCUAUGAUGGUUAGAUAAUGUUGUAGAUGAAGGCACCUCGCCCACCAUCUCAGUGCCUCGUUGCCUGAUGUUUCUCAUCCCCGGCCCAGCAUCCACAGCCCACUGUGCCAUCCAGGCCCCUAGUGCCCUCACCUAGGCCCCUAGUGCCCUCACCUAGGCCCUAAGCGCCCUCACCCAGGCUCCUGGUGCCCUCACCCAGGCUCCUUGACCAGCUGCCUCAGGUAGCACAGGAGCGGCUUUCUCUGGGCCACAGGGUGGGGAGAGCUGGAAGGGCUGGCAGGCUCCACCUCGGCCCGUUUUCAGGGCUCCAGUGGGCUCGGUCCCUGGGACUGGGAUAGAGGGACACAGACCAUCACUGACUGGUGUCAGACAUGCUCUGGAGGGGUGGUGUCAGGAGUUCUGAGUAGGAGCGCUGGGAAUGGGCUGUGCUGCAGUGGGUCCCUGACUUAGGCCUGGCCUCCAGCCCAAGCAGAGGUCUCGCUCAGGGGCAGGGACCCGGCUGGGAUGUAAACCCUCCCACUAGAGAAGCCGGCUGCCGCUGGCAAAGAUGGCCCUCGUUUGGCUGUGUUUCUGGAGCUUUGCUCUAACUUUCACCUCUGGGCUCAUGUACCUGAAUCACCUCAAAGGCAAGCGUCCUUUAGCUCUUCGACGCCACCGCCAUCUAUGAUGGGGUAAAGGGAAGACAAACGUCCAGUCUUCUGCUUUUUUCUGACCUGGGGAUCCACGCAGCCCUCCUUACCCCACCCUAACGCCACCGCCAUCUAUGAUGGGGUAAAGGGAGGACAAAUGUCCAGCCUUCUGCUUUUUUCUGACCUGGAGAUCCACGCAGCCCUCCUUACCCCACAAUAAUGCCAGGGCCCAGUCGCCCGCACUGCCCACUGGGGUCUCUAAGUCCUUGACACUGGACUGCCUUCCUGGAGCCCGGUGGUGCUUUGGUCUUGGCCAAUUCUGGACCCUCCCUGGGUGCCAUGGGCCAGGCCAUGGGCUGGGGCUCACACACCCUCUCUGGGAGGGACUUCCGCGGGCCAGGGUUUAAAUCCCUGUUUCCCGGGCGAGUAUUGAGCAGGCUCCCCGCCCACCACCCUGUUUCCCCCAAUGCUCUUUUCAGAAAACAUUAAACUUGGAAUUGUGUUCCUCAGCA